AUGAUGCUUCAGAGCCUCUUCCUGACCGUUCUAGGUCAAACGGUCCUUGCGGCCCCAAAGUUCGACCACGAUGCGCCGCCUCAGCUAGCUUGCGAGAAGCUCACGAUACCACAAUUCGACACGUUUGAUGUCAUCUCUUCCCAAAGUAUCGAAGUUCGGAACUACUCUUUACCGUCCAACCCGUUGGCUUCAGGGGCCAAUUUCUGCAAUUACACUCUGACGCUUAACCACCACGGGGCCGAUGAUGUUGUCUUCGUUAGCAUCUGGCUUCCCCUUGACAACUGGAAUGGCCGGUUCUUAGCCACUGGAGGUAGUGGUCUCGCAGCAGGGACAUUUGCCUCCGCGAUGACAGAUCCAGUAUCUAAAGGAUAUGCCGCCGGCUCGACUGAUGCGGGCCUGACUUUGAAUCACACGAGCGACCCCAACUCCGGACAGUGGGCCCUGAAUCCGGAUCGAAGCCUCAACACAGUCUUGUUAGAAAACUUUGCAACUCGCUCCAUACACGAGAUGGCUCUCAUUGGGAAAGCUGCGGUAAAGGCUUUUUACGGCGUCGACCCUCAACAUUCGUACUACAGCGGGUGCUCCCAAGGUGGAAGGCAGGGAUAUUUCGCAGCAGAGUACAGCCCGGAGGAUUUCGACGGAAUCCUCGCGAACGCGCCAGCUAUCAAUGCCCCUCGACUAUCUCCUGCACUCUUCUGGCCUUCAGUGGUAAUGGGAAACAUUGCAACACCCCCACAGUGUGUUUUCCAGAGGUAUCAGGAGGCCAUCAUUGCAGAGUGUGACCCUCUUGAUGGUGCUUCGGAUGGUCUCAUUUCCGCCCCAGAGAAAUGCGAUUUCGAUACAUCAAAGUUGAUCGGCGAGGAGGUCGACUGCGCCGACACCAACGGAACGGUUUCAAUCACGGAGGAUUACUCUGUAGUUGUCGCAAAGACUCUCGAGGGUGCGAGAACGAGGUCCGGCGAGUUUCUCUGGUAUGGCAACCCUCCUGGGGCACCAUUCAGCGGGCUCGCAAACACCAAGACAGAGAAUGGCGUCACCGUUCCCGUCCCAUUUGCCCCGGCGGAAGCUUGGAUGCGUUACUUUGUCUCCCAAGAUCCUGACCUCGACACCGCGUCCCUAACCUUCGCAGAGUUUGAGCAAAUCUUCGAGGAGUCGGUCGAAAGGUUCACCGAAUCUCUCGGCUCCGAUAACACCGAUCUUACGGAUUUCAAGAAAGCCGGCGGCAAGUUGUUGACGUGGCACGGGAUGGCAGACUCGCUCAUCACGCAUCGGGGCACUAUGCUCUACUGGGACAGACUGCAAACGAAAAUGGGGGGUCCGGGAGUCGUUGAUGAAUUCUACCGAGUGUUUCUCGCACCCGGUGCCGGUCAUUGCGCUGGCGGCUACGGACCUGUGCCUGUUGACCCUCUCUCUAUUCUUGUAGAUUGGGUCGAAAAGGGGGAAGUACCAGACACUCUUUUUGCAGCUACGACUCAGAAUGGAGUCAACACGACUCGGGAUCUGUGUCCUUAUCCUCAGGUUCUGCGGUACAGAGGAGAAGGUGAUGUAAAGGAUGCGGAUAGCUUCAUCUGUGAGGACGAAACCUAG
Messenger RNA from Colletotrichum karsti, 1587 nucleotides. Its product is annotated as feruloyl esterase b. The coding region runs from base 1 to 1587 and encodes 528 amino acids. The record is from RefSeq and is a predicted model, not a curated record. The transcript has a single exon. NCBI's taxonomy places the organism in Eukaryota, Fungi, Ascomycota, Sordariomycetes, Glomerellales, Glomerellaceae.